Salarias fasciatus (jewelled blenny) is the source of this 1776-nucleotide messenger RNA. RefSeq names its product glycine C-acetyltransferase (gene gcat). The transcript is spliced from 9 exons. Gene Ontology annotation, biological process: L-threonine catabolic process; biosynthetic process. Bases 82 to 1365 code for a protein of 427 amino acids. The record is from RefSeq and is a predicted model, not a curated record. Gene Ontology annotation, cellular component: mitochondrion. Gene Ontology annotation, molecular function: glycine C-acetyltransferase activity; pyridoxal phosphate binding. Lineage: Eukaryota; Metazoa; Chordata; Actinopteri; Blenniiformes; Blenniidae.
CACGCCUGCCCGCUGUGUACGUGUGGCCGCCGCCGUGGCACGUUGACACUUCUACCACGCGCACGCCGCUUACUCUCCGUUAUGUCGCUGGGAAAAGCUGCCCGGAGUUUACUAACACCGGCCCGCGGGGUCCUCCGGUCCUCGGCCGCGGCUCUGAACCGGAGCUACGCCGCCGUGGCGGAGGCCAGAGCCGUGCUGGAGACCGAGCUCGACUCGAUCCGAGCCGCGGGGACGUGGAAAGCGGAGCGGAUCAUCACCUCCAAGCAGGGUCCGCAGAUCAGCGUGGACGGCAGUCAUGGCAGUAUUUUAAAUUUCUGUGCCAACAACUACCUCGGGCUGUCCAGUCAUCCAGAAGUGGUGCAGGCAGGAAUUGAUGCUCUGAAGUUGUACGGUGCCGGACUGAGCUCUGUUAGAUUCAUUUGUGGGACACAGGAUCUACACAAAAACCUGGAGCAGAAGCUUGCAGAGUUUCAUGAGAGGGAGGACUGCAUCCUGUAUGCCAGCUGUUUUGAUGCCAACGCCGGAUUGUUUGAGGUGCUGUUGGGCCCAGAGGAUGCGGUGCUGUCUGACGAGCUUAACCAUGCCUCCAUCAUUGACGGGAUCCGGCUGUGUAAAGCUAAGAGGAUGCGCUACAAACACAUGGACCUGAGCGACCUGGAGAAGCAGCUCAAAGAAGCUCAGUCUUCUCGAAUGCGUCUGGUCGUGACAGACGGAGUCUUCUCUAUGGACGGAGACGUGGCUCCUUUGCAGGGGAUCUGUGACCUGGCCGAGCAGUACGGAGCCAUGGUGUUCAUUGAUGAAUGUCACGCCACUGGUUUCCUGGGGCCACGGGGCAGAGGAACAGAUGAGCUGCUGGGAGUCAUGAACAGAGUUCAGAUUGUGAACUCCACUCUCGGAAAGGCUCUGGGAGGAGCAGCGGGUGGAUACACAGUGGGUCCGAAGCCCCUCAUCGAUCUGCUCAGGCAGCGCUCGCGGCCCUACCUGUUCUCCAACUCCCUCCCUCCUCCGGUGGUGGGCUGCGCCACCCGAGCCGUGGAGCUGCUGCUCGCCUCCAAUGAGAUUGCACAGAGUAUGACAAACAAGACCAUGAGAUUCAGGAACAAGAUGACGCAGGCCGGCUUCACCAUUUCAGGCUCGGCUCACCCCAUCUGCCCCGUGAUGCUGGGCGACGCGCGACUGGCCUCUCUGAUGGCCGAUGAAAUGCUGAAACUCGGAAUCUAUGUGAUCGGAUUUUCCUACCCGGUCGUGCCGAAGGGCAAAGCCAGAAUCCGCGUUCAGAUAUCGGCAGCGCACACAGACGAAGACAUCGAUCGCUGCGUCGACGCUUUCAUCCAGACCGGCAGAAAGCAUGGAGUCGUCUCCUGAACUGGACAAUCUCGGAGGAAUUGUCAAUCUAGUCAGCCAAUCAGCUUGCUUGGACAGCCUUGUUACUACAGACCUAUGAAUGAUUUUGAUGGAAAUUGCUUUUGUAGGUCAAUGGAGAAAAAUGUUAUUUUUGUGUUUGCUCGACUGACCAAAAGCUCUUUUGCUACAGUGUUGGUGUUUGUAUAUCUAGAGACAAAGGGCUGUUUAAUCUGGCUUUUGCCACAUUUGUUUUUAUCAGAUGAAGCUUUUCAGACUCGUUUCUCACUCUGGUGUGAUUUUUGAUGAUGGGACGGAUAACUGUUACAUUGAGCGGAUUACUGAAGCUACUCGGCAUCUUGUUGGAGCAUUAUUAGCAUUAAUGAUGGUGAAAUUAAACUCAUCCUUCAACCCAGAAACAACUUAUGUGUUUUU